This is a messenger RNA of Balaenoptera acutorostrata (minke whale), 1276 nucleotides long. It is a transcript of the gene TPGS1, whose product is annotated as tubulin polyglutamylase complex subunit 1. The record is from RefSeq and is a predicted model, not a curated record. NCBI's taxonomy places the organism in Eukaryota, Metazoa, Chordata, Mammalia, Artiodactyla, Balaenopteridae. The transcript has 2 exons. Gene Ontology annotation, molecular function: microtubule binding. The coding region runs from base 133 to 1041 and encodes 302 amino acids. Gene Ontology annotation, biological process: protein polyglutamylation.
GUGAGUGCCAAUGAGAACCUAGAGAAAAGGGUGGCCUGCGCUGGUUAUUUCCCAGAGUCUCCCCGCGGGAUCCGGGCGCCCUCUGCCCUCAACCAAAAUGGCCACCCCCGAGGUGACAGCGCACUGUGAAAUAUGGACGUCCUUCCGGUCCCGCUGCCCUCAGCAAAGAUGGCGGCAGUGGAGAAGCGGCGGCUGGCUGUGGCCCAGGCGGCCAAUUUCACAGGCAGCGGCCGGCCCGGGGUGUCCCGAGCAGCGGCGACGGCCGAGAGUGAGGAGGACUUCCUGCGGCAGGUCGGCGUGACGGAGAUGCUGCGCGCGGCCCUGCUGAAGGUGCUGGAGGCGCGACCCGAGGAGCCCAUCGCCUUCUUGGCGCACUACUUCGAGAACAUGGGCCUGCGGUCUCCUGCAAACGGCGGCGCCGGGGAGCCCCCGGGCCAGCUCCUCCUGCAGCAGCAGCGCCUGGGCCGCGCGCUGUGGCACCUUCGCCUGGCUCACCACUCCCAGAGGACCGCCUUCAACAACAACGUCGGCGUGGCCUACGAGUGCCUGAGCGCCAGCGGGCGCAAGAAGAAGCCGGGGCUGGACGGGCGCACGUACAGCGAGCUGCUGAAGCGCAUCUGCCGGGACGGGGAGGCCCCCGAGGAGGUGGUGGCGCCGCUGUUGCGCAAGAUCCAGUGCCGGGACCACGAGGCAGUGCCGCUGGCCGUGUUCCGUGCGGGGAUGCUCACCUGCUUCGUGCUGCUGGAGUUCGUGGCGCGCGCCGGCGCCCUUUACCGGCUGUUGGAGGACCCGGGCCUGGCCGUGGCUGACCGCCACGUGGGCCAGGCCGUGCUGGACACGCUGGAGGGGGCCCUGCAGGCCAGCGACGACACCGCGCCCGCACGCUACCUGGAGGCCAGCUCGCGCCUGGGGCCCGACAGCCUGGCGCUGGCCAUGGACCGCGCGCUGGUGGCCCGGCGGCCCAGCGCCCCCAUGACCCGGGAGGAGUUCCUGGAGAAGGCGGCCGCCCUCUUCAUCGCCAAGGUCAAGCCCGUGGGCUGAGCCCCUCCCUCGGCCGCCGCUUCCUCCACCCGGAUACCUGGGGCCCUCGGGGUCCGGCUCACCGGGGCCAGGACUGGGGUGUCCCUGCAUGCCAGGGGUGCAGGGAGCCCCCCUCACCCAGCUUCCCACCUGGAAUGAUGCCCGAGCCCCCUUCGGGGGGAGGCCAAGGGUCCCUUCCCGCCCGCCUGCCAAGGCCCCUCUCCUCAGCAGAAAUAAAAUCUGUUCCCCAGGCUGA